Messenger RNA from Branchiostoma belcheri (Belcher's lancelet), 1113 nucleotides. RefSeq names its product neuropeptide FF receptor 2-like. Bases 1 to 1113 code for a protein of 370 amino acids. The record is from RefSeq and is a predicted model, not a curated record. NCBI's taxonomy places the organism in Eukaryota, Metazoa, Chordata, Leptocardii, Amphioxiformes, Branchiostomatidae. The transcript has 4 exons. Gene Ontology annotation, biological process: G protein-coupled receptor signaling pathway. Gene Ontology annotation, cellular component: membrane. Gene Ontology annotation, molecular function: peptide binding; neuropeptide receptor activity.
AUGGCCACGUCGGAAAACAAUACAACAUCUGCAGGAAAUGUGACCAACAAUUUUGAAAUACCAGGCACCAUUCUAAAACAGAGUGUUCCAGUCAUCGUCAUUUUGGUCAUAUCAUACUUCGUAGUCUUCCUGUUGUGCGUGGUAGGCAACAGUUUGGUUUGCUUUGUUGUGGCGAAGAUUCCUCGGAUGCGAACAGUGACAAAUUACUUCAUCCUGAACCUGGCGGCGAGCGACAUCCUGGUAGCCAUCUUCUGCAUGCCGUUUACACUCGUGGACAACAUCAUAAUCGGAUGGCCCUUCGGCAACGUGAUGUGUAAGCUGACGGCGGCGGUGCAGGUCGUGUCUGUCCUGGCCUCAGUCUUCACGCUUGUGGCAAUCGCAGUAGACAGGUAUUAUGCCAUUGUGUACCCAACAACGCACACGUUCACAGGCAAAGUUACACUGUACGUCACCGCUGGAGUCUGGAUGCUGUCUAUCCUGCUCAUGAUCCCACAGGUGCUGUUGAUUCGAGAAAACGCUUGGGUGGAGAAUGGCCAAGUCAUCUUGACUCUGUGCCAGGAAACGUCAGCCUUCUGGCGGAAGAUCUACACCACUCUUCUGUUCAUCUGCUGCUUCAUCAUCCCCCUAACGGUCAUCAUGUACCUGUACGCUCGGAUAGGAUUAGCCGUCUGGUUCAAACCGACGCCCGGAGGAGACAAGGCAACCGAGGAGGCCAAAGCCGUUUCUCUGCAGAGGAAGUUGAAGGUUAUUAAGAUGCUGCUCACGGUCGUGGUGCUCUUCGCGCUGUCGUGGCUCCCGAUCCAUGUCAUCACCAUGAUCAACGAUUACGGAUCACUGUUGCCCGAUCAGCAAGACAUCCUCUGGAUAUACGUGUAUCCAGCAUGUCAUUGGCUGAUCUAUUUCAACAGCGCCAUCAACCCGAUCAUCUACGGCUUUUUCAAUCAGAACUUUCGAGCAGCCUUCCGGACUCUGAUGAUGAUGAAGGGAUUAAAUGUGUCUGCUUUCCAGAGUAGAAUGGUGAGUCAGGGAACAGUUAUCAGGCGUUCAACUCGCAAAAGGCCUCUGAAAUCAGCGGUGAAAGCUGGCAAUGAAGUCCCACCGGCAGCCGUCUGA